Messenger RNA from Triticum turgidum subsp. durum (durum wheat), 1866 nucleotides. The record is from the annotation of a GenBank genome assembly. Lineage: Eukaryota; Viridiplantae; Streptophyta; Magnoliopsida; Poales; Poaceae.
AUGUUUGGGCGGGACCCGUGGGGCGGGACGCUGGAGAUCUCGAACGCGGACUCGGCGACGGACGACGACCGGAGCCGGGACCUGGACCGGGGCGCCAUGAUGCGGCACCAGCUGGACGAGACGCAGCAGAGCUGGCUGCUGGCCGGCCCGGGCGACCAGGCCGGGAAGAAGAAGAAGAAGUACGUGGACAUCGGCUGCAUGGUCAUCGACCGCAAGAUCUUCAUGUGGACCAUCGGCCUCAUCCUCGGCGUCGGCCUCUUCGUCGGCUUCGUCAUGAUGAUCGUCAAGCUCGUCCCGCACAAGAAGCCGCCGCCGCCGCCCCCCGACCAGUACACCCUCGCGCUCCACAAGGCGCUCAUGUUCUUCAACGCCCAGCGAUCUGGUCAUCUGCCCAAGCACAACGGCGUGAGCUGGAGGGGCAACUCCGGCAUGAAGGACGGCCUCUCGGACAGCACCGUCAAGAAGAGCUUGGUCGGAGGCUUCUACGACGCAGGCGACGCCAUCAAGUUCAAUUACCCCAUGGCCUGGUCCAUGACCAUGCUCAGCUGGACGGUCAUCGAGUACAGGGCCAAGUACGAGGCCAUCGGCGAGCUCGACCAUGUCAAGGAGAUCAUCAAGUGGGGCACCGACUACAUGCUCAAGACCUUCAACUCGUCCGCCGACACCAUCGACCGGAUCGUCGCCCAGGUCGGCGUGGGUGACACCUCCAAAGGCCCCAUGCCGAACGACCACUACUGCUGGAUGAGACCAGAGGACAUUGAUUACAAGAGGCCUGUCAUCGAGUGCCACUCUUGCUCGGAUCUUGCCGCUGAAAUGGCUGCCGCCCUUGCCGCAGCUUCCAUAGUGUUCAAGGACAGCAAGACGUACUCUGACAAGCUCGUCCACGGUGCCAAGGCGCUGUACAAGUUCGGUAGGCUGCAGCGCGGCCGAUACAGCCCCAAUGGCUCUGAUCAGUCGCUGUUCUACAAUUCCACCAGCUACUGGGAUGAGUUUGUGUGGGGCGGUGCGUGGAUGUACUUCGCCACGGGGAACACAUCAUACCUCACCAUCGCCACAGCUCCAGGGAUGGCGAAGCACGCGGGAGCGUUCUGGAUUGGUAGCCCAAACUAUGGAGUGUUUACCUGGGAUGACAAGCUUCCAGGAUCUCAGGUUCUUCUCAGCAGGUUGCGGCUCUUCCUAAGUCCAGGGUAUCCUUAUGAAGAAAUAUUAAGGACAUUCCACAACCAAACUGACAAUGUCAUGUGCUCCUAUUUACCAGUAUUCAAUUCAUUCAACUUCACUAAAGGAGGAUUGAUACAACUCAACCAUGGAGGGCCUCAACCACUUCAGUACGUCGUCAAUGCAGCAUUCCUUGCCUCUUUGUAUGCUGAUUACCUGGACACUGCAGAUACACCAGGGUGGUAUUGUGGACCUAAUUUCUAUACCACAGAUGUCCUCCGCAAGUUUGCAAAGUCACAGCUUGAUUAUAUUCUAGGCAAGAACCCACAAAAGAUGAGCUACGUCGUUGGUUUUGGAAAGAAGUACCCCAAGCGCGUUCAUCACAGAGGGGCAUCAAUCCCUCAUAACGGUGUCAAGUACGGAUGCAAAGGAGGUUUUAAAUGGAGGGAGUCUAAGAAAGCAAACCCUAAUAUCCUCGUCGGAGCAAUGGUUGCUGGCCCUGACAAGCAUGAUGGCUUCAAAGAUAUCCGCACAAAUUACAAUUACACAGAGCCUACUCUUGCAGCAAAUGCUGGCCUGGUUGCAGCAUUGAUUUCUCUAGCUGACAUCGAUACUGGAAGAUACUCAAUUGAUAAGAACACCAUCUUCUCAGCAGUUCCCCCAAUGUUCCCGACACCCCCACCACCGCCAUCAGCUUGGAAACCGUGA